Messenger RNA from Coregonus clupeaformis (lake whitefish), 1492 nucleotides. Its product is annotated as E3 ubiquitin-protein ligase MARCHF4-like. Gene Ontology annotation, biological process: protein ubiquitination. Lineage: Eukaryota; Metazoa; Chordata; Actinopteri; Salmoniformes; Salmonidae. Gene Ontology annotation, molecular function: zinc ion binding; ubiquitin-protein transferase activity. The record is from RefSeq and is a predicted model, not a curated record.
CUCUGCACAUUUAUGAAUACAAAUGUACACCUGUAUCCUCCUAUAGAAACAGACGGGCACAUGUUGUUGUCUCUCGGGGUGGUUGUAUGGUGCUGGGGAUUGUUGAGCCGGAGACCGAUGCUGCGCCGCCAGGGCAUGCCCAAAGGCCGCUGUUGCGUUUUGUUCAGUGACCUGAAGGUUUUCUUACUCAGACCGCCGGUCCGCUCCGCCACCGCGAUCAUCCCCAUGAACGGACAAUACACGGACAGCAAUGGGUCCGGCACCGGCAAUGAUCCUCAUUCUGCCGGGACAAACGAGCCUAAAGCAACAGAGGAAUGGCUGCAUGCUACGGGACAGACUGGACCCCUGGACUAUGGCAGCUCUGAGGAGGACUGCUCCAAAGAGAAGUGUGAGGAGAGAUUCUCCCUGAACAGUCGCACAGACAGUGGUGUUAGGACUCCCCAGUGCAGGAUAUGUUUCCAAGGUCCAGAACAGGGGGAGCUGCUGAGCCCGUGUCGCUGCAGUGGGUCGGUCCGCUGUACCCAUGAGCCCUGCCUCAUCAAGUGGAUCAGUGAGAGAGGCUCCUGGAGCUGUGAGCUCUGCUACUACAAGUACCACGUCAUCGCCAUCAGCACCAACAACCCACUACAGUGGCAGGCCAUCUCUCUGACAGUGAUAGAGAAGGUCCAGAUAGCUGCGGCCGUGUUGGGCACCCUGUUCCUCAUGGCCUCUAUCUCCUGGCUGGUGUGGUCCUCCCUCAGUCCCUCGGCCAAGUGGCAGCGCCAGGACCUGCUCUUCCAGAUCUGCUACGCCAUGUACGGAUUCAUGGACCUCGUCUGCAUCGCGCUGAUCGUCCAUGAAGGACCCUCAGUGUUCAGGAUCUUUAACCGCUGGCAGGCUGUGAACCAGCAGUGGAAGGUGCUCAACUACGACAAGAUCAAAGACACUGAGGACCACCAGAAAUCCAGGCUCACGCCCAGACACCUGGCCCUGCCCAACCCCAGGACGAGUGCUCCUCCCGGGUCAGGGCCGGGGAUGCAUGAGCUUCCCCCCUCCACCUCCUCCCUCAUGGCCGCAGUGGCUGCCUCCGCGCCGGGCUAUACCGCGACCACAACCGCCAGCCUGACGACGGUGACGACGCAGGACUCAAUGUCGGAGCAGAGCCACGGGGGGCCACCAUCCCUGCCGGACCACCACUGUGCGUACAACAUCCUCCACCUGCUCACCCAGCACCUCUGGACGACGCAGCAGGAGCCCCGCGCCACUCAGGUCCAGCCCCAGCCUCCGCAGCCCAGCAACAGCAGCCGGGAGCUGGUCAUGAGAGUCACUACGGUCUGAGGCUUCAACUGAGGCCUAACUUUUUGUUACAUUACAACAACGAGAGAGACAGAGAGGUGUGUGGCCUCGUUUGGGAGUUUGAAUGGAGGACUUGGAGACGUUGCUGCUGCUUCACAGAGAAAUGUACAUGAAGGGACUCAAUGCUGCCUGGGACAGAAAGAUGAGGGAGCGAGGG